This is a messenger RNA of Rhododendron vialii, 1948 nucleotides long. RefSeq names its product serine/threonine-protein phosphatase 7-like. The transcript is spliced from 5 exons. The record is from RefSeq and is a predicted model, not a curated record. The coding region runs from base 248 to 1609 and encodes 453 amino acids. NCBI's taxonomy places the organism in Eukaryota, Viridiplantae, Streptophyta, Magnoliopsida, Ericales, Ericaceae. Gene Ontology annotation, cellular component: cytosol; nucleus. Gene Ontology annotation, molecular function: protein serine/threonine phosphatase activity.
AGGCUGACAGCCCAAACACAAUAUCGACUAGAUUUCCAAUAAUUCCAGGGUUUGCCCAGAGAGAAAAAAAGAACCCCACCUCACUUUCACAGAAAACCUUCCUCCUCUCCUGCUCUCCCCACCAUAAUCCUUCAAAUCCCUUUUCCGCAAAACAACAUUCUUCAUACCUUUUCAAUCUUCAAACCCUUUUCUUGGAUUACCAAUUUUGGGAAAAUUUUGGUACAGGAUACAGGUGUAUAGGGAAAUUAUGUUUCCUCAAUCAGAUUCAAGAAACACUGAUCCCACCACACCCGCCGUGACAGCUGAUGCCAAUUUGAAUCCUCCCCCGCCCUCUUCCUCCGACGAGGACUUCUUCUCCUCCGUCUCCGUCGCAUCCUCCUCCUCAUCCGAGGAUACCCAAUCCCAUACGCAAACACCCCCUCAAACUCCCAUCUCAUGGCCCACCGAUUCCGUCAUAAACCAAGCCUGGGUUAUCUCACUCAUGGAUGCCUUCGACUGGGGAUCGCGAAACCUGCCCCCUUCGGAGCUCCCCUCGAUUUUCUCUGUCCAGGUGUUCGACAAGUUGGUACUCUCUGCCUCGAAGAUCCUUCACAAGGAGCCUAAUUGUGUUAGGAUUGAUGGGCUUGGCACCGAUUCAAGUGUCGUGGUGGUUGGGGACGUUCACGGGCAAUUGCAUGACGUGAUUUUUCUGCUGAGGGAUGCGGGUUUUACGGCGGAUAAUAGAGUGUUUGUGUUUAAUGGAGAUUAUGUGGAUAGAGGGGCUUGGGGUCUUGAGACAUUUCUUCUGUUAUUGGCAUGGAAGGUUUCUAUGCCACAUAAGGUUUAUCUUCUUCGUGGAAAUCACGAAUCAAAAUACUGCACUUCUGUUUAUGGAUUUGAGAAAGAAGUCUUGACCAAGUAUGGAGAUAAGGGAAAACAUGUGUACCGGAAGUGUUUAGGAUGUUUUGAAGGACUUCCUUUGGCUUCCAUUAUAGCUGGACGGGUUUACACCGCACAUGGAGGGCUUUUCCGUUGCGUAGCCACUACUCCCUCAAAAAGAUCUAAAGGAAAGAAGACUCGCAAAGUAAUUCUCAACCCGGAAUCUAGUUCUCUAGUUCUUGGUUCAUUGGAGGAGUUAUCUAGAGCUAGGAGAACUGUCCUUGAUCCGCCGUGGGAAGGUUUGAACUUGAUUCCAGGUGAUGUCCUAUGGUCAGACCCAUCAAUGAGCCCUGGCCUUUCUCCAAAUAAAGAGCGGGGAAUCGGUCUUUUGUGGGGCCCCGAUUGCACUGAAGAGUUUUUAAAGAAGUACAAUCUAAAGUUAAUCAUCAGAUCACAUGAAGGGCCUGAUGCAAGGGAAAAGCGUUCUGGUCUAGGAGGAAUGGAUGAAGGGUACACAAUAGACCAUGUCGUUGAGUCAGGGAAACUAAUUACUUUGUUCAGUGCUCCUGAUUAUCCACAGUUUCAGGCAACAGAAGAACGCUUCAAGAAUAAAGGCGCUUACAUUGUUCUAAACCCCCCUAAUUUUGAUGCCCCUGUGUUUCACAGUUUUGAAGCAAUUACUCCAAGACCUAAGGUAUGGGCUACGGAUCCUGCUAAUUUCUACACUAGAGAAGUCUACACUAGAGAAUAGUUAUGUAUCCUGUCAUUGCCAGCCUAACAUGUAUUGAGGAAGGCUCGUCCGUGAGACUCUUUGGAUUGGAAAGAAAAGGUGAAAGAAAAUAUAGGAAGACAAUGAAGUGAAGAAGUUAAAAUUUGUUUAUGUGGCUAGUUUAAGCCCUGCAUGUUGACUAUUGAUAGGCUAAUUUGGGGGUUUCUUGGUUCAAAUAUGACAGUACGACGUUAUAUAGGUAUUUCCGUACGUAAUGAACAUGAUGUAAUCUGCAUGGCAGGCGAAUCCGUUUUAUGAUUUCGAAGAUGUGAUUGACUCCGAUGAAGAAUUGGACUUGGCGUCAAUGGUUUCAUGAUCGUC